Molecule: messenger RNA, 1371 nt
Organism: Vanrija pseudolonga
Lineage: Eukaryota; Fungi; Basidiomycota; Tremellomycetes; Trichosporonales; Trichosporonaceae
Exons: 2
Coding region: 1-1371 (456 amino acids)
Source: RefSeq, a predicted model, not a curated record
AUGGAGAGCACCAGCGCGAGCGACACGACGGUGGUCGACACUAGUGCGGGAGCGACAGACUCGACAGCGGCAAGGGGCGGUCACAGACGCAGCUCGAGCAGCGCGACGACCGAUAACGGCGCGAGCUCGUCGCUCACCGAGAGCUCCAGCUCCACGGGCGACUUGGGGAGCAGCAGUGCCAAUGGCGGGGGCAACAUGACGAGCGCGGGGGGCGAUGUUACGACAACGAGCGGCACGUCGGCCACCAACGCCAAUACCAAUGGUGUAGCCCCGUCGGCGGUGACGGACGCCGGCACGCCUGCACCGGUUGCGCCGAGCACGGCGCAGUUCACAGUGCACAUCCACCCGAGCUCCGCGGCACCGCUCAACACGGGCACUGGCAGCGGCAGCGGCACAAUCACAGCAGUGACAGUCCCCGUCGCUGCGCCGGCGCCGCAGCCCGUCCCGUCCGUCGCGAGACCACCGCCAGCGACGACAGUCGCGGCCGACAAUUCCGCCAGCUCGGCGCUCAACGCCGGCGCGCUAGCGGGCGGUGUCGCGGGCGGGGUGGUCGCGCUCGCGCUCGCGCUGAUCCUGCUCCUCCUCGCGGUACGCAAGCGGCGCCUUGCGCCCGAACCCCAGGCGCAAGCGGAAGAGUAUAUGAAGGGCUACGACGACGCAAUGCCGCGGCACAGCCACCAGGCCGAGCACCACCACAGGCCAGUGAUGACGCGCACGCCGUCUCCGGACGACUUUAGCCCGCCGCCGCUCGGCGCGCGCGUCCUGCCCAUCUCGCCGCCGCGCCCGCUGAGUCCGAGCAAGGAGAGGGCACGCAGCCCGCUCCCGCCUGGCGCGGCGGCCGCGGCGCCGACGUGGCCGCCUACUGCGCCGGCGCCGGUCUCGGACGAGGCUCACGUGCGCGCGACGACGCCCGAGAGCCCGCUCGCGCGCCGACAGCACCUCGUUGCGGCUGGCGCGACGCGUACCGCCAGCCCGGUACAUCGUAGCCUUGCCCGCCGGCCAGCGACCGCCCCGGCGCGUGAUCUCCCGCUGCCCUCUCCGCCGCCGACUGGCCCUCUCCCGCUCCCGCCGUCGUCCCCGCCCCUGCGGGCACGGCGGCCAGCGACGGCGCCCAACCCGCGCGCCGCGCCGUCGGCGUUCGGAUACCCUGCCGCGGCGCUCACUGCUAGCCCCACCGCGGUGCCGGGCUCGCCGGGCAGCCUCACGUCGCGCGUGAGCGCUGCGUCGCCGCUCAGUGUCGCCACGACGCUGCCGGUCGCGGCCGACUCGCCGCCGGUACCGGGCAGCGCGGAGCUGCCGGCCGUCUACUCGCCUACGUGGAGAAACUCUGACCUCGCGGCCAUCUCGCAGUGGCUCGACCAGCGGUUGUAG